GAAAAGAGUGGGGGUUAAAGAAACAAGACUCAACUACUCUCAACACACACAAGCGUUGAAUUCGUGUGUUUAUUUCACAAACCCUUCAUUGAUUCCAUUCUUCAAUCCAAAUUCACACUUAAACACCUAUGUUCUUCUACUCCGAACCCGAACCAACACUUCAGAGACAACCAUGAGUUCUGACUCUCCCGUUAGCAGCCGUUGUUCUUACGAAAGAUCAAAUUUCAAUGACGUUUAUGGCGGCAUCGGGGGCACAAUGCUCCCGACAUUCCUUAACGAUCUACACCGCAACAACAAUGAUCAGGACCUAGUGGAAGUCACGUUGCAGUUGGAAGACGAUUCCAUUAUUCUAUGCAAUGUGACUCCAUCUGUAAACAAUUCUAAUUAUCAUCAUGAUCAUGUCGCUUUACAAUUGUCACCAAAUGCUAGUGUCAAGUCUAAGCUUUGUAGGAAGUUCUCGUGGCUGUCGUCGUCGGCAUCUUCUUCACGAGCUUCUUCGCUUUCUGAUGCGAGUGUGGAGCGUGUUGUUGCGUCAAGAGAUGCUAGGAAAAUGAAAGCACAGCUGAUUCGAACGAAAUCUAGCGCCCAACGAGCGCUAGGGGGUUUGCGGUUUAUCAGUAAAACUACAAACACGGAGGAUGUUAAUGAGUUGUGGAGAAACGUUGAGUCGCGAUUUGUGAGCCUUGUUAAAGAGGAUGGGUUACUAGCGCGAGAAGAUUUCGCCGAAUGUAUAGGAAUGGCGGAUUCGAAGGAAUUUGCGGUGGGAGUUUUCGAUGCAUUGGCGAGAAGAAGGCAGCAGAAAUUGGGGAAGAUCACAAAAGAAGAGCUUCAUGAAUUUUGGUUACAGAUAUCCGAUCAGAGCUUCGACGCGCGUCUGCAGAUUUUCUUCGAUAUGGCCGACAGCAACGAAGAUGGAAGGAUUACGAGGGACGAGAUACAAGAGCUGCUCGUGCUUAGCGCUUCAGCAAAUAGAUUGUCAAAGUUGAAAGAAGAAGCCGAGGAAUACGCUUCUUUAAUCAUGGAAGAACUUGACCCUGAAAAUCUUGGUUAUAUUGAGUUAUGGCAGUUGGAAACACUUUUACUACAAAGAGAAGUUUACAUGAACUACAGUAGACCUCUAAGCAUACCAAGUGGAGGGUGGAGCCAGAAUUUGAGUUCACUGAAGCCAAAAAGCAUCGUCCAUCGGCUAAGUCAUUUCGUGAGGUGGGCAUUGAUCGAAAACUGGCAAAGAAGUUGGGUUUUGCUGCUAUGGUUUCUAGCCAUGGCAUGGUUAUUUUCUUGGAAAUUUAAGCAAUAUAAACACAAGGCGGCGUUUCAGGUGAUGGGUUAUUGUUUAACCACUGCUAAAGGGGCUGCCGAGACUCUCAAACUCAAUAUGGCUCUUAUUCUUCUACCCGUUUGUAGAAACAUGCUAACGGUUUUAAGGUCUACACGAGCCUGUUUCUUCAUUCCUUUCGAUGACAAUAUCAACUUUCACAAGACAAUUGCUUUCGCUAUAGCCGUUGGAAUCGUUUUGCACGUUGGAAAUCAUAUGAUUUGUGAUUUCCCUCGGUUGGUAAACUCUUCGCCAGAAAAGUUUGCUCUCAUAGCAUCAGAUUUUCAUGACAAAAAGCCGACAUACAAGGAAUUAGUAGCCGGUGUGGAAGGUGUGACUGGAAUUUCUAUGCUGAUAUUGAUGGCCUUCGCUUUCACUCUAGCUUCAAAAUAUUUUAGGAAAAAUCAGUUAAAACUGCCAUCACCAUUUAACCGGUUGACAGGAUUCAAUGCAUUUUGGUUUUCACAUCAUCUUUUUGGUUUGGUGUACAUACUGCUCAUCAUUCACGGGUCAUUCUUGUUCUUGGCUCAUAAGUGGACUGAGAAAACGACAUGGAUGUAUAUCUCCGUCCCAAUCUUAAUAUAUGCAGCCGAGCGGAGUUUGAGAACAGGACGGUCAGAACACUACUCUGCUAAAAUCAUAAAGGUUUCCAACCUUCCAGGAGAUGUAUUCAGCAUAAUUAUGUCUAAACCGAACGGAUUUAAAUACAGGAGUGGGCAGUAUAUAUUUCUGCAGUGCCCUUCAAUCUCUCCAUUCGAAUGGCACCCGUUUUCAAUUACUUCGUCACCAGGAGACGAUUACCUCAGUGUUCACAUCCGGACAGUUGGAGACUGGACAAAAGAAUUAAAGGAAGUGUUGACGGAUGAUAAUGGUUCAGCGUGUACAAUUGGACGCGCCAAAUUUAGGAAGCUAGGGGAGGUCAAUUCGAAAGGUUUACCCAAGCUACUGUUGGAUGGACCUUACGGUGCACCAGCGCAAGACUACCGGAACUACGAUGUGUUACUUCUUGUGGGAUUAGGAAUUGGAGCUACUCCUUUCAUAAGUAUUCUAAGAGACUUGUUAAACAAUAACCGGACGUUAGAAGACCAAACAGAUUCAAACACGGAAACGAGUAUUUCAGGCGAUAGUCUUCUGAGUCUAGCAUCUUCAAAUAUGGCAUCAACAACUGAAAAGAAGAAAUCAAGAAGGGCUAAGAGUGCAAAUUUUUAUUGGGUCACUAGGGAGCCCGGCUCGUUUGAAUGGUUCAAAGGAGUCAUGAACGAAGUCGCUGAAAUGGAUCACAAAGGUCAAAUUGAGAUGCACAAUUAUCUAACAAGUGUUUAUGAGGAGGGUGAUGCAAGAUCAACUCUAAUAACUAUGGUUCAAGCACUUACACAUGCCAAACAUGGUGUUGACAUCCUAUCUGGCACUAGAGUAAGGACACAUUUUGCUAGACCAAAUUGGGGAGAGGUGUUCACCAAGGUAGCAUCAAAACAUCGGAAUACAACCGUAGGAGUAUUCUAUUGUGGGAUGCCGGUUUUGGCAAAGGAGUUGAAGAAAUUAUCAUACGAGAUGAGUCACAAGACAUCGACACGAUUUGAGUUCCACAAAGAGUAUUUCUAAAGUAAAAUCGCGUGUAACGUUGUACGUCUUAAUAUACAUACAUUUACAUUUUUUUAAGUACAAAAAGAAUGUAAAUUUGUACACUAUAGUAUACACCAGCUAGUAUAGAUCAACCUGUAUAACUUGAGAACCACAAUCAAGAAAAUGACAAAUAGACAUUA
This is a messenger RNA of Helianthus annuus (common sunflower), 3078 nucleotides long. Its product is annotated as respiratory burst oxidase homolog protein E. The record is from RefSeq and is a predicted model, not a curated record. Gene Ontology annotation, cellular component: plasma membrane. Bases 173 to 2917 code for a protein of 914 amino acids. NCBI's taxonomy places the organism in Eukaryota, Viridiplantae, Streptophyta, Magnoliopsida, Asterales, Asteraceae. Gene Ontology annotation, molecular function: NAD(P)H oxidase H2O2-forming activity; peroxidase activity; calcium ion binding. The transcript is spliced from 13 exons.